UUUUGUUUUUUCCUUGCUCAAUAAUUAUAAUAUUAUAAUAAUAUCAACAAUGAAAUUAUGUUAUAGGAGAUAUAUAAAUUUUAAAAUUAAUUUAUUAUUUCUAUUAUUAUUUUUAGAAUUUGUUAAUUCCCAAAAUGAUGGCAUUCAGUUAUUUUAUAAUAUCCAGGCAUUUCAUUUUAGAUAUGAAAGAAAUCCAGAUUUUGAUAUACCAUUAGGAUCCCUUGGUACAAGUGGGGUUGUAAAGAAUAAUUUAGGACCCGAUGGAUAUCCAGUGUAUUGUUGUGGAGAUGAUUCAAAAUAUACAAGAGAUGGUAGAACAUUAUUGGUUAAUAACGCAGAAACAUUUGCUGAAUGGUGGAAAGGAUCUAUAAACGAAACAUAUUGCGAAAACUAUGGCACCCUAUUACCAUUAGUUCUUGGCGAACAUACUCAAAAUGGUGGUUACUUUUACACAACUCCAGACUACAUUAGAAAAGAAUUUUCAGGUCGUGGUUUCAAUAAUUACACCGAGUUUCCGGAUUAUAAAGAUCAAGGUGAUGUUUUCUCAUUUUGUUGGAAAACUGAAUUGGACUAUAUGUUUAUACCAGGGAGUAAAAAUGUUGGCACAAUUUCCGUAAUUUAUCCAGGGGAAAUUUUACUUUAUAUCGAUGGUGUUUUAAAAAUUAGUAGAAUGGGUGUUUCAUCUGUAGGUAAUCAAUUGUUAACGGUUACAGGAGAGCCAAAUAAAAAAUAUCAUAUAGAUAUCUUUGGAUGUGAUAGAGCGGUUAACUCAUUAUGGGAAAUUAAUGUUAGGUUUUUUGAUAUGAUUACAAUGUGUGAUAUUAAUGCAUGUGGUACUUGCGGCUAUUCAGUGUGUCCUGAAACUUGUAAUCCCGAAAAAUCAUGUCGUAUUUUAACACCAAAGUGUGGUUCUUGUUUAGAUAGCGGCCCAAAGAAAUGUGAACCUGAAGGUGGUAAUCCAGAUAAAUGCAUUUCCUAUUCGUGUGUUGAAGGAACAGGUUGUGUAAAGAAAACUAUACCAGGCUGUGUAUGUAGGGAGGGUGAAACUUGUAUAACAGAAGAGUUUUGUUUUCCUGCAGUUUGUGAAAAUAAUAAAUGUGUUAGAAAGCCCUUGAAUUGUACGGCAGUAAUAGGAGGUGAUUGUGAUGAUUCCGUUUGUAUUAAAGAUCAUUGUACUUGUACACAUCACUAUACCCUUCCACCAUUAGCUACAACUACUACAGCUACUGCACUUACAACUACUACAACUACAAUACCCACUACAACUACUACAGUACCUACAAUCACUACAACUGUAACACCAACUACUCGUGUAUCAACAAUAAAUCCACAAGAGAUUACUACAGGGAGAACUUCUACUACUGGGAUUGGCUCAACAAUUACUCCUUUUACUACUCAUAUUGGUCAUACUAUUCAUCAUUCUAUAACACUAGCUACAAUCAGUGCAAUAGCUACUUUACAUUCGACCACUUAUCUCCCUGUGACACUAUCACACACAAUAGCCUCAAUUUCUACCAUUGAUAUUCCAACAACAAUAGCUUACAACUCGAUAACAAUUGAUUCAACUUCUCUUUUCCCAACAAUAGCUUCAUCAUCUACAACAUCAUAUCUACCUUUUUUGUGUAAUGAUCUAUGUUGUCCUACAGGUUACUGUUGUAUUCAAUUACAUUAUGGAUAUACUUGUGUUUCACCUUAUUUUGAAAGAGAAUGUAGUAUUGAAAGAUUAAAUGAUUUUUAUUAACUAAAAAAAAUAUACUCUAUGUUAAUUUACAAAAGAAAAAGAAAUAAAUUUUUAAAAAAGAAAAACAAACUUUAGAAAAAUU
Dictyostelium purpureum is the source of this 1823-nucleotide messenger RNA. RefSeq lists its product as uncharacterized. The transcript has 4 exons. NCBI's taxonomy places the organism in Eukaryota, Evosea, Eumycetozoa, Dictyosteliales, Dictyosteliaceae. The coding region runs from base 50 to 1741 and encodes 563 amino acids. Gene Ontology annotation, cellular component: extracellular region. The record is from RefSeq and is a predicted model, not a curated record.